Polypterus senegalus (gray bichir) is the source of this 1827-nucleotide messenger RNA. RefSeq names its product claudin-10-like. Gene Ontology annotation, molecular function: structural molecule activity. Lineage: Eukaryota; Metazoa; Chordata; Cladistia; Polypteriformes; Polypteridae. Gene Ontology annotation, cellular component: bicellular tight junction; plasma membrane. The transcript has 5 exons. Gene Ontology annotation, biological process: cell adhesion; bicellular tight junction assembly. Bases 175 to 885 code for a protein of 236 amino acids. The record is from RefSeq and is a predicted model, not a curated record.
UUUUACUCUGACUUUCAGUUGGACUGUUCUGGAUUUGUGCUGCUUUUCAGACAAUAGGAGUUAAAUGUACUUCUGAAUUACUGAGGGCUGAGAAGGAAAAUUUUAUAUUACUAGAAAACACUAAAGCCUUCAUUCUUUACGCUCAGGGAACUUUAAAUAUAAUCUACAUAUAGAAUGGCAAACAUGGGCAUUGAGAUUUUAGCCUUCAUCUUGACAAUUUCUGGUUGGAUCCUCAUCUCUUCCACAUUGCCUAUUGACUAUUGGAAAGUCUCUUCCAUUGAUGGCACAGUAAUUACCACUGCCACGUUCUGGUCCAACCUCUGGAAAACUUGUGUUACUGAUUCUACUGGAGUCUCCAACUGUAAGGACUUCCCAUCUAUGCUGGCCCUUGAAGGUUACAUCCAAGUCUGUAGGGGCCUCAUGAUUGCAGCUGUCUGCCUUGGAUUUUUUGGAGCCAUUCUUGCCUUGGUUGGAAUGAAAUGUACCAAGAUUGGAGGAUCAGAUAGAGUAAAGGCCAGGAUUGCUUGUUUGGCAGGAUUACAUUUCCUUCUUGGCGGUUUGUCUUCAAUGACUGCAUGCUCUUUAUAUGCUCACAGGAUUACAUCUGAGUUUUUUGAUCCUACAUUUGUUGCACAAAAGUACGAAUUGGGAGCAGCUCUCUUCAUUGGAUGGGCAGGCUCUGCGCUUUGCAUUCUCGGUGGUGCUGUUUUCUGUUUUUCAAUGUCUGAAGGUGGAACAACAACCACAAGGGUAGGGUACACCUAUAGUGGAGCAGCCUCCUUUCUGUCCUCAAGAAUAAAACCGCAGCAUGAAGCAGCAGAUGUCCGAUCAAGCAGAGGAAAAGGAAUUCCACCCAAACAGUUUGAUAAAAACGCCUACGUUUAACUCCACCAAAUAAAAGAAGAAACCCAAAGAAGAUAGCGAGGUGCUGUACACAUGGCAUUGAUCAGUUUAUUUUGGUGGAAAUAUGAAAUGGACCGCAGCACAUUGUUUGCUUGCUUUUUUUAAAAAGAUUUUUUAACUGACUGCCAUUACUAAAUCAUUCGUAAAUAUUAAAAUAUAUACAGUAACUAAAACCUUAAAGCUCGCUAUUUGUGAAAUGUCAAUAAUGGAUUACUGUAUGUUUGUGUAGGAUGAUCGUGAUCAUUUGACUGUUUUUUUGAACAAAGUUAUUUUUGAAUAUUUAGAAUAUGUCAUUAUAUUUUAGCAUAAGAAGUUUAAAUCAUCAGUCGGCACCAACAAAUCCUAUAUGGUAGAGUAUAGAAAUGUCACUUAUUGAAUUUUACUGUUAUUACAUCAUACAUGUAAAAAUGCUUGUUUGAUUACUAAAAUCUAAAUUCUAAAUUUUGAAGAGCUGAAUUAAGAAAUAUUAGGGAAGCAAAUUUUAAAUUAAUGUAUAUAAAUUCCUAUGUGUAGACAAAUGAGACUUACUAAAGGUGACAUAGUGUGGAUUUGUGUGCCAGCCAAAAUGUAAAAACAUGAUUGCUUAUUAACAAAAACAAGAGACCGAUAAUCAAAAGCUGAGUAUAAGAAAUCCUGUAAACAGUAAAUCAGAGCAGACCCUUGAUGCCCCACCAGGUCUGAAUCUUGUUCCUGACUAUCAGAUGGAUUAGCUGGUCCACAUCUACACUUAACAAAUGCCCUGCACUUACUGAAUUAAAAAAGAUCUUCAUGCAGUUUGAACCUUUGUGAUGGUCCGGGUUGGCUAUUCACAUUCUGGUUACUUCCAAGAGCCUCUUGAACCGAGAACCAUUGACAGUUGUGAACCGCAAGGUUUUGGUGCAAAAGUGCCAAAUGCUUUUAUUAAAAUUCCACAAACAAAUAGCA